Molecule: messenger RNA, 3681 nt
Organism: Durio zibethinus
Lineage: Eukaryota; Viridiplantae; Streptophyta; Magnoliopsida; Malvales; Malvaceae
Source: RefSeq, a predicted model, not a curated record
UUAUAAAAAAUAAUUUGCCUCGCAAACAAAGAGCAUGUAGAGAGUAGUAUAUUGGAUUUUUUUUUUUUCUUUGAAGCAUAUGUUCAAGAGGAAAACGGAACGUUUUCGUGGUUUCCUUUUGUGAAGGAAAAAAGGAAACGGGACGGAAUAUGUUUCAACAUUUUGCUAUAACCAGAAGAAGUAGGAGUCCUUUUAAUUAAUUAUUUUCACGCUCAAGGAAUCGAAGUGCCAGAAAUUUCUUCCAACUCUUCUUCCUUCCUCCCUUCCUUCGUCGUAUUAUUUUUACUUUAUUUAUUAUUAUAUCUCCAAUUUUCUCUCCAUCCGACACCAAAAUUCUAUCUUUUAAUUUGUUUUCCUUCAGCGAUCUCUUAUUUCAUUCUCAGGGAAACAUUUUUUUAGGGCUACUCUUUGUUGAUUGAAUCAAAGGAAUUCCUUUAAUUUGCGCUCUGGAAAAUUGACUGUUACGGUAUUUAGGGGUUAGUGGAGGCGGUGAGAUUCGAGAAUGUUCUUCACAGGUGAUCCGACCAGUCGGAAACGAGUUGAUUUGGGAGGUCGGAGCUCGAAGGAGAGAGAUAGGCAGGAACUUCUAGAACAAACGCAAUUGAAGCGGAAUCGCCGCCUCUGGUUGCGCCAGCAGAAUUUUGCAGCUCUCAAGAUUCAGAAAUACUUCAGAGGGAGAAAGGUAGUAGAAACUGAACAUGCCAAGGUGUGAGAGCAGUUCUACCAAACCUAUGGAGAGCACUGCCAAAACGUAGACAGGCAUUGUUUUGGUCCAGACUCAGAGUUCCUUCGCCAGCUAAUUUCUUAUUUAAUGAUCGGAAUAUAAAUGAUUUUUCAGUUCUUGUUGCCAAUUACUUCAGCAUUUUGUUUGAGAUCGUGGAGAUGUUGUGGGACUCUUUGCAUGCUUGGACUAUUCAUCCAAUCAUUUCUUGGUUGCCUACAAAUUAAAGUUAUUCUCAUUUGCUUGUAUUCAGGCUAUACAUCCGAACAAGUUUUUGCAUUUCAGAGCUUGACCCAAUACUACACUAAUCAGAUGGCAUUGUGCGUACAAAACCAUGCUAAUGUGCUUCCCAUUGAUACAUCAAACGAGUUUCCUGGGUAUGCCUGUCUCCUUGGUCAUAUAUUAGAAACAGCACGUGCUGCUUUAUCUCAGCCUGACUGCUCAUUUGAAAUGGCCAUAGACCUCGCAGCAGUUACAACUUUCUUGUUGGAAUCUCUUCCUCCAAUAAAGUCUUCAAGCAGAGAAAGUUCUACAGUUGGGGAGGAUGAUAUGACCAUAGGUGAUGAAGUAGUGGAAAUAACGUUGGAUGAUAAUUUGGAACGACAGAUAACCAAUGCUGUUGAUUCAUGCUUUCUUCUGCAAUUGGCUAAUGUGUUAUUUGGAGGGAUUUCCACUGUAUGUGGUUCACAUAAUGAAGGACCAGAUGAUAAGGAAGUGGCAGCCGUUGCUGUUGCUUGUGCUUUUCUGCAUGUUACAUUCAAUACUUUACCUCUAGAGAGAAUCAUGACCAUACUAGCGUACAGAACUGAACUUGUACCGGUGCUUUGGAAUUUUAUGAAGCGAUGUCAUCUAAAUCAAAAGUGGUCAUCCUUUGCUGAGCGAUUUUCAUACCUCUUGGGAGAUGCACCCAGCUGGCUGCUACCUCUGUCCGUAUUCUGUCCAGUGUACAAGCACAUGCUUAUGAUAGUUGAUAAUGAGGAGUUUUUUGAGGAGGAGAAGCCACUUUCUCUGAAGGAUUUCAGAUGCCUAAUUGUCAUUCUGAGACAGGCUUUGUGGCAGCUCCUAUGGGUGAAUCCUUCAGCUCACCCUAGUUCUGGGAAAUCUGUCUCCAACACAUUUGCUCGUAAGAGGCACCCUAUUGAAGCUACACAAAAUAGGGUUGGUACGGUAGCCACUGAGCUCCUCUCCCAGUUGCAAGAUUGGAACAGUCGGCAACAGUUUACUCCCCACACCGACUUUCAUGCUGAUGGUGUAAAUGACUUUUUUAUUUCUCAGGCUGCAAUGGAAGGUACAAAAGCAUGUGACAUAUUGAAGCAAGCACCUUUCUUGAUUCCAUUCACUAGCAGAGUUAAAAUAUUCACUUCACAAUUAGCAUCAGUUAGGCAGAGACAAGGUGCUCAUGGUGUUUUUCCCAGAAAUCGAUUCAGAAUACGAAGGGAUCACAUUUUGGAAGAUGCUUAUAAUCAGAUGAGUGCAUUGUCUGGAGAGGAUCUUAGAGGAUUGAUUCGUGUAACAUUUGUCAAUGAAUUUGGAGAAGAGGAGGCUGGGAUUGAUAGUGGUGGAAUUUUCAAAGACUUUAUGGAGGAUAUUACUCGAGCUGCAUUUGAUGUGUGGUAUGGGUUAUUUAAGGAAACAUCUGAUCACCUCCUAUACCCUAAUCCUGGAUCAGGAAUGAUACAUGAACAGCACAUCCAAUUUUUCCAUUUCUUGGGAACACUUCCAGCGAAGGCCAUGUUUGAUGGGAUUCUUGUGGAUAUACCAUUCACAACAUUCUUCUUGAGCAAAUUGAAACAAAACUACAACUAUUUAAAUGACUUGCCUUCGUUGGACCCAGAGUUAUAUCGCCACGUUAUUUACUUAAAGCAUUAUAAAGGGGACAUCAUGGAGUUGGAGCUCUACUUUGUAAUUGUGAAUAAUGAAUAUGGAGAGCAAACAGAAGAAGAGCUCCUAGCAGGAGGCAAAAACAUACAUGUUACUAAUGAGAAUGUCAUCAUAUUUAUUCUCCUUGUAUCUAACCACCGUUUGAAUUUUCAGAUACGGCAACAAAGUUCUCAUUUCCUUAGUGGAUUUCAACAGCUUAUAUAGAAAGAUUGGAUUGAUAUGUUCAAUGAACAUGAAUUGCAGCUUCUGAUAUCAGGUUAACUUGACAGCUUGGAUGUUGAUGACCUACGAUGCCACACCAAUUAUGCGGGUGGCUAUAACGGUGUGCACUAUGUCACCGAUAUGUUUUGGGAAGUUCUUAAAAAUUUUUCGCUGGAAAAUGAGAAGAAAUUUUUAAGUUCUUUUUAUGUUUGUGACUGGGUGUUCUCGAGGACCGUUGCUGGGAUUCAAAUAUCUUGAACCUUUAUUUUACAUACAGAGAUCCAAUAAGAAAUUGAAAUUUUGCCGUUGGCUCUUUUGCAGAGCCGCUGGUAGUGCCUCUGAAGAAGCAUUGGACUGAUUACCGACAUCAGCUACUUGUAUGAACCUUCUAAAGCUUCCACCGUAUAGAAGCAAAGAGCAACUAGAAACCAAAUUGUUGUAUGCCAUAAAUGCAGAUGCUGGUUUUGAUUUGAGUUGAUAUGCCCUGUGAAUUCCAAUUUUACACAAAGCCAUGCUCUGCUGUUAGGUUGAGAACUAUACUCCUCAUUUGUAAUUAUAUUAAAAAUUGGUGUCAGUGCUAUGACAAUCUCCUAGUGCCCAAGUGUAAAGGAUUGUAAGAGCUGCAAGCAAGGAGGCUUAUGGUGAAGUGAUGAAUGCUCUGGGUGAUGGCUGGGCAUAAGAGUGUAUAUAGUUGAGUCAAUAUAGGAUUUGGUCAGUGAAUUUAGUUGCUGUCACGUGUAUAUAUAUUUUACCUAUAAACUUGCCUUAUGUAAAACUUUUGGUAUAAAUAUGAAAGGCCAAAACCAUAAGAGGUAGGCUGCAUUUACAGAUUUUUAAUAGAUGAAAUAGGUGUCCUGUGCAGCGUUUAGUUGAAAUGA